AUGGUCUCCUACAGGGGGCAGGGCCCCGCCCCCACCCCGCCCCGGCCCGAGCCUCCUCAGGCCACUGCUGGGCCGCGGGCGGGACGCCCCGGGCGGCGCGCGGAGGAGGAAGCGCGCUGGCUGCGACCCGGGACCUGCCCAGACGCGCUAGUCGGGAUCGCCCAGCGCAGCGUCCCCAUUUUCCAGGCGUGCGGGGCCGGGGCGCAGUCCCGGGCAGCGGCCGUCGUGCGCCGGCCGGCAUUUCCCCUCCAGCUCGCCCCGCGCGGCCGCCCGGCCUCCGGGCCCUCGCCGCCAGCAGCCGACCCAGAUCCGCCGCGCCCCCCUCCACGCCCCCCGCGAGCCGGGCGGGCCGCGCGCUCAUGUCCUGAGCUCGCCGCCCGCGGGCUCUGCGCCCCCGGCCGGGGGGCUCCCCUGGCAAGUUGGGGCGAGGCGCGCCGGGUAUGCGCCAUCACCAUGUCCCGCCUGAGCUCGUGGCUCGGGGAGGUCCAGUGGCUGGUCUUGGUGUCGCUCUUCGUUGUGGCCCUGGGCACGGUGGGCCUGUACCUGGCACAGUGGGCGCUGGCCAGGGCGCGACCCCGGCCCCCGCGGCGGGCUGCCGAGCCUGGAGAGGGCCCGCGCCCCGAGUCCGACGCGCUGCUCGCCUGGAUCCUGACGCUGAACAGCUGGAGGAGCCAGUGGCAGGCCGCCUGGGUGACCGCCCUGAAUGAUGAGGCCAAACGGAAAGUGGGCCCGCUGCUCCUGUCCUUCGAGGAGGACCCGCUCCAGCAGCCUCUGGAGCUCGCAGUGCAGGGCGUCUCCAGCCUGGCCAGGUCCACCCAGGAGAAGGUCGUGUCUUGUCACGUGGUGGGCGAGGCCAUUCAGUUCCUGGUCCGUGCGGGGUCCCCCUCCCCCGAAGACACGGGGCACCAGCUGUACUGUGCACGGCUCUCCCCGUUUCAUCUGCAGCUGGAGCUCCACAUGAAAGAGAAGAGGGAGGACAUCCAGAUCCAGUGGUCCUACGUCAGCACUCCGGAGACGGCCGUUACGGUGCAGCCCAGAGCAGUGGUGGAGGAUCGGGGGACAGAGACCAAGGCCGUGUCUGAAACUCUCAAGGACAUCUUGAAGCACCUGGUUGGGGCUGCAUCUCCGUCGGUGGUUCUGAGCACCAAGCCUGUGGACGCAAGGGACGUUCAGAAUCUACAGCGCAUUUCGUCCUCUCCUCAGGAGUCCUGCCCGCCCAAGCCUCCAAGGGCUCACGAGCUCAGAUUACUGGUGAAGAACAUCCGGGCUUCGCUGCUAAGUGCUCCUGGGGCUUCAGGCAACGUUAACCCACAGUGUGUAGUUCGGCUGAACGAGCCCGUUCAGAAGUUCAGCGCCCUCGCGACAAACCCCGCCGACCUCAGCUGGGAAGAAGAAUUCAUCUUGGAGUUGAGCGCCAAGUCGAAGGAGUUGCACUUGCAGGUGUCGGUGGGUGAGCAAGCCUCGGCCUCGGAAGCCAUAUCGGCGAUGACAACCAUUCCUUUGGAUUUAUUCAAGAAGCAGCCAUCUGGGCCCCAGAGCUUCACGCUGACCGGCGGCUCCUGCGGCGGCUCGGUGCUGGGUUCGGUCACCGCAGAGUUUUCUUACCUAGAACCUGGUGAAGUGAAACCCAAGACCCCGCCACCUACUCCUGCCACAAAGGUCGAAAAAGACCGCACGGUGAUGCCCUGUGGGACCGUGGUCACCACCGUCACCGCCGUGAAAACCAAGCCUCGCUUUGACACGGGGAGAGCGUCCCCCCUGAGCUGCGAGUCUCCCCUGAAGACGCCUGUCAAGGUGAAGGUCAUUGAGAAGGACAUCUCUGUUCAAGCCAUCUCCUGCCAUGGGGCUCCUGUCAGUAAGACCUUCUCUUCUUCGGACACAGAGCUGCUGGUGCUGAACGGCUCGGACCCCGUGGCUGAAGUGGCCAUCCGCCAGCUCAGUGAGUCCUCGAAGCUGAAGGUCAAGUCCCCGCGGAAGAAGAGCACCAUCAUCAUAUCAGGGAUCUCCAAGACCUCACUCUCUCAGGACAAUGCCGCUGCCCUAAUGCUGGACUACUCGGCCUCCAUGGACAGCGCCCACCAGGAGGACACCCCGACCCUCGUGGGGGCGGCCGCUGCCUCCGCCCCACUGCAGGAAGAGGCCUCCGCCCCAGCCCCGCCGGCCCCAGAGCCCCAGGAGGGCGAGCUGGACUCCUGGGACUUGGACAAGGAGUCCCAGGCCUCGGCGUGGGGCAGCCAGGCCCCGCUGGACCUCGACGGGGACGAGCUGUCAGAGAGCUCCCUGAGUGUCUCAGAGCCGGGCACUGCCAAGAAGCAUAAAGGAGGGAUUUUAAGGAAAGGCGCAAAGCUGUUCUUCCGCCGGCGACAGCAACAGAAAGACCCCGGCAUGAGCCAGUCGCACAAUGACCUCGUGUUCCUGCAGCAGCCGGAGGGGGCCCGGAGGAAGGGGGCGACACUCUCCAGGAUCCUGAACAAGAAGCUGCUCUCCAGACACAGAAGCAAGAGUGCCAUGAACGGGGCUCCGGCGGACCCCGCGGCCGGCCCCCUGCCUCACCAGGACGCAGGGAGACGCGGGCCCCCCUAACCACCCGCCAGGACGGAGCGAGAGGGCCCGCACACUGUCAGAUGGCCGCCUGGCCUGGCUGGGGGAAAGGGGAACGGAAUCCUGAGUUCCCGGCCGGGAGGCUUCCCCCAGAGACACCUGACAAAGUCCGAUUUGCCACCAGAUGCCCAGGGAGACCCAAAGCUCUGCUCCCACCCAAGAGCAGAAGUUAAACGCGAGAAGAUUUAUGUUAGGAACUAAAGAACGUCCUGUGAUGGACGGAGAUGGGGCAGGUGCGGGGCACUCGGUCUUAACCCUGCUGCUGCGCUCAGACACAUAGUACCUUGGGUCCACGCCCAGACCAUGUCCCAAAGAGGAGGUGUCCCCCUGUGCUGUCCCUGGGAAUGGAAUGGAUGAGUCACCUGUCCUCGCGGGUGGCUCAGCAUCACGGUGCAGCCGGCCCUGAGUACGGAGAGGUGGGACAGAGGCAGCAUUUGGGGUCCGCAGGGAAAUUACGGUGGUAAUGAGAACACUAUGACAAAGGAAGAGGACAGUUGCCUUUCGUAUUAGCCAUAGAACUUGAAACCAUAUGCAAACACUAAAUUCUGCGCACCUUAUGCCGAGUGCUCCUGGUGUUUACUCUGAGCCCGUUUGCACGCGGGGAGCUAGCAAUCCCUGUGUGGUUUUACGUGUCCCUCUCUUGUGUCGAAAGUGCUGGGGGGAGGGGGCUCUCCAGGGAGGCUGGGAGCCGUCAGUGGUAGCCAGCGCCACGGCGACCACACGUGCACACACACGCGCGCACACGGUUUCUCUUCCCUCCACGGCCAGUUUCCCAAACGCCGCCAACGGCGGAAGCCGAGUGCUUCUAGGACCAGAGAGGAAGCUGUCGUAUGUCUCAGGAGUCUUCAGGGUAGAAGUUUCGUAACAAACGGGCCAAACGUCGCAUCCCAGUCCUCUCGGGAGCUCUCCAGAAUUCUGCCGUGAACGGUGCGCCGCCCGUCUUGGUCCUUGUUUUGGUUUCCCGUGGGGGAGAGAAAAGAUAAAGGCGGCCCACCACGUGCAUAUCUCUGUGUACCCCUCAAGCCAUGGUCCUCGUCUGUCCGCCCGUCUGUGUGUCUGCGCCGCUGGCCCAUCCGUCCAAAGGGGCCACUUUCAGGGGACGAGCUUGUCAGGGCUGUGGUCGUUCCUGAGAAACAUCUGAUGGUUUAACACGAUUCGCUUUCUUCCUGCGAGAUUUCAAAGGCUUUCGUGAAGGCUGACCUCUGUCCCGCAUAGGAAACUGGGGGGGCUCCUCCCCACACGCGCUUUUGUUGAUCCUUAAACCCAUCUUUCAGGGGUAACAGAGCCACUACCGAUCAAAACCUUCCCGAAAACCCAGAUUACGGAACUUUCUUCCUUUUCCUUGAGAGCGAGAUUAUAAAACCACAUGAAGGCCAUUACUUGGAAAUGCACACUCAGAAAGCCUCCGGUGUCCCGGGAGUCACCAGGUGACUGUAAAAUGAGUUUUUAUAGGGGACAUUCUGUUUUUUGUCGGCAUGAAGUGGCAUGGGGAACGCCAACAUGUCGUCAUACCAAGUCAGUCCUCGCAGGCUGGUCACUACUUGUCUUCCUGGAACACGUCCGGUCACUGGUCUUACUGGAAGGACUGCCGCCUUUCCUCCCACGGUAGGACGCCCUGGGGAUAGUCAAGAAUUCUCGGAGGACGUUACACGUCAGACUUUCAGGCACAGGUCAGAAGGUCUUAGCACAGUUUUUUGUUUGACUUUGAAGUUCAGAUCAGCUCAAUUUAGUCAAUGUGACGGUAUCGGAGUUUUACGCCGGCACUUUCUUGUGCUCAAAAAAAACCCGUCUCAGGCAUUCCCAUUUCUGACUGACCCCAGGAGCAUUUGUUCACUGUUUCAUCCUUUUGCCAAAGGCUCUUGUUUUCUCCACUUCCCGGUGACUCGAGGCCUCUUCUGGGUCCCGGGUGAGCGACGGGUGGGCUGCGUCUGUUCCGCAUUCGACGCAGGACCGUAGCGUGAGAGGUGGAGAGUGGUAAGGAGAUGCGUGUUUCUGUGUGUGUGUCGGGCACCUGUCAGGGGCCCCGUACCUCUAAGCAAGAUCAGGAGCUCCUCCUCGAGACGUGCACACGUUUUCUCCGUCUGAGGGCCUUUCCUGAGCUCGCAGGACACUCGCGAGAGCACGGAGGGCGCGGGAACAGAGCCGCGUGAGAAAGCGGGCCGCGUUGAUACUGUGAAUGCUGCUUUCCGGGCCGUUUGGCCGGCCUGUGCUUUUGCGGGGUCGGCAUUUACGUGGAAGGAAAUGGGAAGGUUCCGCGCCAAUUAAGGUUAUACACCAAAUGCUAACCGUACCGACCCGUAAGCCCCUCAUUCCCUUGCCUUUCCUUAUGCUUUACUGGCGCGGGGGCUCCUGAUUCCGUGUUUCGCUCACGAUAUUUUUGCAGACUCGUGUUUCGGAGCGAUUUCGCACGCGUGAACGGGAACGUGUCUGUGUCUGGAAGCGGGUGUCCCGUUGCUCGUGAGCUGGGGCAGUGCCCUGCGCUCAGGGACGUCCCCGUGUUUGCAGAGGAACGCGUGGGAGCCUGCAGUGUGUGUGUCUGUGUGUGCACGCGUGUGUUCACAGGGCGGCAGUAACAAAAGCGCCGAUCUCACUGUCCGGACGGAAACCGCUGUGAAGACGACGGUGUAGACAGAGCACUUUAUGUAAAUCCACUCCCAAGUUUAAGUUUAAAAGCAGCCCUUGAUGCCUCCUGAGAGCUCCGGGGCCGGUCGCCGGCCACCAGCCACAAGUGAGGUGCCCAUCGCGGCGUCUGAUUGGUUCUUCCGGCUGCCUCUACGGAAGACGGUUGCGAGUUUUCUUCUUGAGCAGAAAGGGACUCGUUCACGCCCGUGGCUGCCAGCAGCCACUGGGGUUUUCCUGGCAAGAGCCUCACAGUCCUGACACCUCAGGGCACAAGCUGGGGGACCCCGGAGGACAGAACGUGGAUGUCCGCUGGGUGGAAACCAGUCUUGCGCUGGCGUAGACCCCAACGCCGGGCCCUCCCACCCCGGCCCCACGCCUGCUCGGGCCCUAUCACCAAAGCACGUGGUAUGGACACGCAGGUGCUGCUACGUUCUGCAAAGCAAACUCAGGUCCCCUCCCGGCCCCCAUCCUCGCAUUCCUGUCCCACGUGACAGGAGGCAUCCGGCGUACGUCAACCCGCCUAGUUCGCCCAGCUUCCAAGUGCUCAGAAACAUUUACAAGUCAGCCUUGUAGGACCCCCUCCCCCAAGGUCACAUCAGAGCUGCAUUUUUUAAAAAGAAAACGAAAGGUCUUCCAGGUGUGUGGCAAGGUCUGUCUUGACGCUCAGUGUGGUGACGAACGUGCUGGACAGUGACCGUAUUCCUCGGUAGCUCUGUCAACACAAGUCCCCGUCCCGCACCAAACUGUGGGAGACGUUCUGGGAUGUAAACAGUCUUUGAAAGAAAUAAACGUGCACUUGGGACACGAAA
Molecule: messenger RNA, 6032 nt
Organism: Enhydra lutris kenyoni (northern sea otter)
Lineage: Eukaryota; Metazoa; Chordata; Mammalia; Carnivora; Mustelidae
Product: C2 calcium dependent domain containing 2
Exons: 15
Coding region: 1-2583 (860 amino acids)
Source: RefSeq, a predicted model, not a curated record